Messenger RNA from Exophiala oligosperma, 1920 nucleotides. RefSeq lists its product as hypothetical. Gene Ontology annotation, cellular component: Arp2/3 protein complex; actin cortical patch. Gene Ontology annotation, molecular function: actin filament binding. Lineage: Eukaryota; Fungi; Ascomycota; Eurotiomycetes; Chaetothyriales; Herpotrichiellaceae. The transcript has 2 exons. The coding region runs from base 541 to 1497 and encodes 318 amino acids. The record is from RefSeq and is a predicted model, not a curated record. Gene Ontology annotation, biological process: Arp2/3 complex-mediated actin nucleation.
GUUCCAACAUACGUCGAUUCCGCUGGAGUCGUCGAUUGAGCUUCCUAGCAUUUACCUUCUCAACCCACCAUUUCGUUCACUUCUCGUUGCUCUUGUCCUUUCCUGACGACUCGUCUUCUUCUCUGCAUGAUAUCGGUCCUCUUUUGACACCCCAAGAAAUAUACAGAAAAUGGCUGAACCACCCAUUGUCCUCGAUGGGGGUACCGGUUUCCUCAAAGUCGGCUACGCCGCCCAAGUACGUCCGACCCAGGACCCAACAUACGCAUGCGUGAUCUUUGCAGGAUGAAGAGCUGAUGUCGUGGCCAGAACUUCCCCGAACAUCAAUUCCCCUCCAUAGUCGGUCGACCGAUCCUUCGUUCGGAGGAACGAGCUGGAGACAUUGUGGUCAAGGAUAUAAUGUGCGGUGAUGAAGCGGCCGCGGCGAGGUCGAUGCUACAAAUAAGUUAUCCUGUAUGAGCUGCCCCUUCGGUCCCCUUUGGCCGUCACGCGCUAGGUUCGACCACUGCUGACGCACCCCUCCUCCCCCCUCCCCCCAAAAAGAUGGAAAACGGAAUCGUCAAGAAAUGGGACGACAUGCAACACCUGUGGGACUUUACCUUUUACGAGAAACUCCGCAUCGACCCCGCGGGACGCAAGAUCCUCCUCACCGAACCGCCCAUGAACCCUCUCAAGAACCGUGAACAGAUGGCCCAGGUCAUGUUCGAACGCUACAACUUUGGCGGCGUGUACGUGGCCAUCCAGGCCGUGCUCGCGCUGUACGCGCAGGGCCUGUCGUCCGGCGUGGUCGUCGAUUCGGGCGACGGCGUCACCCACAUCGUGCCCGUCUACGAAUCUACCGUCCUCAACCACCUCACCCGCCGGCUCGACGUGGCGGGCCGCGACGUGACGCGCAACCUGAUCGCCCUGCUCCUCCGGAGGGGCUACGCGCUCAACCGGACGGCCGACUUCGAGACGGUGCGCCAGAUCAAGGAGAAGCUGUGCUACGUCUCGUACGACCUGGGGCUGGACCAGCGCCUGUCCGAGGACACCACCGUCCUCGUGGAGUCGUACACGCUGCCCGACGGGCGUGUGAUCCGGGUGGGGAGUGAACGCUUCGAGGCCCCCGAGUGCCUGUUCCAGCCGCACCUGGUCGACGUCGAACAGCCGGGUAUUGCCGAGUUCCUGUUCAACACCAUCCAAGCCGCCGACGUCGACGUGCGGAGCAGUCUGUACAAGGCCAUCGUCCUGUCCGGCGGGAGCAGCAUGUACCCGGGCCUGCCGUCGCGGCUGGAGAAGGAGCUGAAACAGUUGUGGCUGACGCGCGUGCUGGGCGGGAACCCCGAGAGACUGAACAAGUUCAAGGUCCGGAUAGAGGACCCCCCGCGGCGGAGGCACAUGGUCUUCUUGGGCGGGGCGGUGCUGGCGAACAUCAUGGCCGACAAGGAGAACAUGUGGAUCUCCAAGCAGGAAUGGGAAGAACAAGGUGCCAGGGCGUUGGACAAGUUGGGUCCCAGAUGAUGAUUUUGGGGGACCCUUUUUCUUUCAAAAUGGCCGGCAUCGAGACAACCCGCAGUUCCAAAAAAAAACAAAGAAAACCUCUCCUGCAAGGAUUCGCAGAUGGAUCGUGCUUUGGAUUGGCUUGAUUUGGCAUGGCGUCGGAUGGAAAGCAAGCAGACCAAGGAGCCUAGAAUUAGCGUGCUGUGGUGUGGUAUGGCUCACCAUGCAAAGGCCUGUGGACGUUCUUCGAAGAGGUCAAGUCCAAAAGGGAUGAUGGCCUUGGUGGUGGUGAGAUGCUGCCCGUCAUGCCUUUUAGCUCUACCAGCUCCAUCUGGGAGACUUUCCACCUUGUGAGAACGAGAUGUAUACUUUUUCGUCCCAAGUAGAAGAAGAAAAGAAAGCCAAAAGAGAGAAUGAUUUUAUGAACACAUGCAUUUGCGACUA